This is a messenger RNA of Acanthisitta chloris (rifleman), 2205 nucleotides long. Its product is annotated as cytosolic phospholipase A2 epsilon-like. The transcript is spliced from 18 exons. The record is from RefSeq and is a predicted model, not a curated record. Gene Ontology annotation, molecular function: calcium-dependent phospholipid binding; calcium ion binding. Gene Ontology annotation, biological process: glycerophospholipid catabolic process. NCBI's taxonomy places the organism in Eukaryota, Metazoa, Chordata, Aves, Passeriformes, Acanthisittidae. Gene Ontology annotation, cellular component: cytosol. The annotation marks the transcript as partial.
GAAUCCUCUCCCUGCUACCUGUUGACUGUAAGGAUCAUCCGGAUGAGAAAUCUCCAACGAGUGGAUGUCUUAAGCCAGGCUGAUUGCUACGUGUCAUUGUGGCUGCCAACUGCAACAUGUGAAAAAUCACGCACUAAAACUGUGAGAAAUUCCAACAAUCCAGUGUGGAAUGAAACCUUCUACUUCAGAAUCCAGAGUCAGGUCAAGAACGUGCUGGAGCUGACAGUGUAUGAUGAGGAUUUUGCUACUCCAGAUGACCAUCUUCUCUGUGCGCUCUUUGAUACUGCUAAACUUCCAAUUGAAAGAACAGUGCUCCUGUAUUUUAAGCCUAGCCCAAAUGCCAAGGAGGAGCUAGAGGUUGAAUUCAAAUUGGAAGAUGCUUCUGGUCCUCAUGAAGCCAUUGCUACCAAUGGAGUGCUGGUGUGUCGUGAACUUUGCUGCUUGGAAGUUGAAGUGGCAGAGAAGACAAAGCAAAAAUCAAAGAAAGCACUUUCCCUCACUGUGAAGGGCUCCUUUGAGGGGACACAGGAUGUCACACUGGGCCCCAAUGGAGUGGUCAGCCCAUUGUGUCCCAUCAAGUUCCACUACAUCAAGUAUGCAGAGCCAACGCUGGAUGUCAUGUUACCAAAGAAGAGGCGCUACCACCCUGAGAAAAGAUUUGAUUUGAAUGUGAAAGCGCAAACCUGUAAUUGUUCAUGCCACCAAGACCUGGACAUGCGCUUUGGGUUUGACUUAUGUUCAGAAGAGAGGGCUUUCCUGGGGAAAAGAAAGAAAUAUGUAGCAAGUGCCCUCAAAAAUGUUUUUCACCUACCACAGGAUCUGCAGGAUCAAGAAGUCCCUGUUGUGGCUAUCAUCACAACAGGCGGAGGACUGAAGUCAAUGACAGGAUUGUACGGCAGUCUCAUGGGACUCAAGAAAUUAAAUCUCCUGGACUGUGUAACAUACAUCAGUGGGCUGUCCGGUACCACGUGGACCAUGGCCAACUUAUACAGAGAUGCCUACUGGUCACAGAAGGACCUGGAAUCGCAUAUUGGUGAAGCCCAGAAACAAGCGACGAAAUGCAAGAUGGGCUGUUUCUCUAUGGAUCGCAUGAAGUACUACAACAAGCAGCUUUGUCAGCGGAAAGAAGAGGGAUACAGGACAUCAUUCAUAGAUCUUUGGGGGCUCAUGAUUGAGUAUUUACUAAAUGAUGGGAAAGACUCCCACAAGCUUUCAGAGCAACAAGAAGCACUGUGUGAUGGUCAGAACCCACUGCCCAUCUAUGUGUCAGUCAGCGUACGGGACAGUUACAGCACUAAUGAUUUCAAAGAGUGGGUGGAGUUCACCCCCUACGAGGUGGGACUCCUGAAGUACGGCGCAUUCAUUCGCACGGAGCAUUUCGGAAGUGAGUUCUUCAUGGGACGCUUGUUAAAAAGGCUCCCCGAAUCCCGCAUCUGCUACCUUCAAGGUAUGUGGAGCAGUAUAUUUUCUGUGAACUUGUUACAAAUAUGGGGACUGUCUCACAGUUCAGAGGACUUCUGGAAGAGAUGGACACAAGACAAAAUAGAAGAAGUUGAUGAAGACCCAGUGUUGCCCACAAGACCCCAUGAACUGAGGACUCGCAUGUACACUCCUCCUGGCCCUCUGUCCAGUGCACUUCGGGGUGCGCUGACUGAUCGCUUCUCUGUUGCCCAGCACCACAAUUUCCUGAAGGGCUACCAGCUGCAUAACAACUACCUGGAGAAUGAGCACUUCUGUCGAUGGAAAGACACUGUAUUAGACUCACGACCCAACCAGCUGAUGCAAAAUCCUGAUCACCUGGGCAUGAUAGAUGCUGGAUUUUUCAUCAAUACCAGCAGUGCACCUCUAUUAAGGCCACAGAGAGGAGUGGAUGUCAUCAUAUAUCUAAGUUAUACUACUGGAUCACAUACAUCGUCUCUAGAGAAGGCGUGUAAAUACUGCUCAGAGCAGAAAAUCCCAUUCCCAAAAAUUUCUUUGACUGAUGAAGAUAAGAAAAAUCUGAAGGAGUGCUACCUCUUCCAUGAUUCAGAUUUGCCAGGAUGUCCAAUCGUCAUUUUUCUUCCCCUUGUGAAUGACACCUUUCGAGAGUACAAAGCACCUGGUGUCAAGCGCUGUUGCUCAGAGAUGGAGGGAGGACAACUUGAUUUGACCAGCCGCUGUUCUCCCUACUGUAUGUUUUCAGUCAGGUACACUGAUGAGAAUUAC